This is a messenger RNA of Aspergillus neoniger CBS 115656, 574 nucleotides long. RefSeq lists its product as uncharacterized. The record is from RefSeq and is a predicted model, not a curated record. Bases 106 to 393 code for a protein of 95 amino acids. The transcript is spliced from 2 exons. NCBI's taxonomy places the organism in Eukaryota, Fungi, Ascomycota, Eurotiomycetes, Eurotiales, Aspergillaceae.
CAAAGAACCUCAACAUCCACCACUAUAGAACAGCCCGCACCACCACGUACACGCCUCGAACCAGUAACCACAGCCCAAUCAUACACAUACUGGCUCGGACGACUAAUGACCGUCCUCAACGCCAUACUUUAUGCAGACUUAUUCGAUGCACCGGAUCCAGUGACGGGAAUUCGUCCACCAAAUGCGUUUUCGAUGACCGUGUCAAGGCAUGGGUAUUCUCAGCGGGCAGCGGCUAUUUCUGCGUUGGAUAGGGGUGUUACGGGGAGAUUUAGGAGGGCGUUUAUGAUGCUGGAGGAUGCGUGUAAGACGGAAGACGCGAAGCGGAGUUAUAGGGCGUUUGGGUUGGCGUUUGAAAAGGCUCAUGGACCUUGUGGUCAGCGUUUUAGGGACUGAUAACCUAGUUGUAGUUGGGUUGUUGUUUAGUUUGUUGUUGGUGGAGAGGCCUUACCAUCAUAUCACUAUUAAUGAUCCUUGUCUUUUUCAUUUAGAUUUCACAAUUCCUUUUCUUCUAUUUGGAUUUUCCCAGCUAUUAUACAGUUUGUAAGACCCCACCUCACAAUCGCAUUUCUCCGAA